Phycodurus eques (leafy seadragon) is the source of this 2589-nucleotide messenger RNA. RefSeq names its product adherens junctions associated protein 1 (gene ajap1). Gene Ontology annotation, cellular component: cytoplasmic side of plasma membrane; plasma membrane; adherens junction. Gene Ontology annotation, molecular function: beta-catenin binding. Lineage: Eukaryota; Metazoa; Chordata; Actinopteri; Syngnathiformes; Syngnathidae. The record is from RefSeq and is a predicted model, not a curated record.
CAACCGCAACCGCCUACUCCGUCACCCCUCCUUAUUCUUUUUUUUUCUUUUUUUGGAAAUGUUUUGAACCAUCUUCUUUUUUUUUUCUUCCCCUUGCCCUACCUCUUAAGCAGAGAUGUUACCCCGAGCAGAGACGUGACCUCCUAUUUCGGGAUGCUGGACCCUCUAAGUGGCGACGACUCCUCUUCAGCUGUAUGUCAACAUUUCUGGACGUUCAUCAGCCUGACGACGACGUAGUAGAGAGAGCAGACGAGGAUGCCGAGCAGAUCUGGGUUUUUUUUUCUGUUUUUUUUCUUUUUUCCAUUUUAGUUCUCUCUGAGUCUUGUUCGCCUUGACAGGGGUUGAAGAAAUGAAGGCAAAGUUUGAGGGUUCGUUUUUUUGGCUUCCGCUACACCUGUCCACCUGCACGCGCCCAUUAAACUCACAUUUUUGAAUUUUUUUAAAAAUAUUUUUUUAUUGUAAUUUAUUUAUUAGUAUUAUUAUUAUUAUUUUUUUACAUCGUCUACGAGGAAGAUUGCUGCCAAAUAGAACAAGUUAGAGAGUGUUUUCCGGCAUCGUUGGAGGGAUUCUACGUGCGCCCCCUGGGUGGAUAUGGCUUCAAUGAUGUUGGCGUCACUGUUAGAUGGAGAAAAGUCCGACACUUGAGUGUCAUUAUCCACUGUGGACUUUGGUUGAACGCUGAUCUAAAUAUCUAAAUGGGAGGAUACCCGGUGGACUGAUUCGGCAUUCGAGAAGGAGAACAUGUGGAUAAAAAGGAGUGUCGCCCGCAGCCCAUCUGCUUUGAGGCAAGGCAGCUGUGUGGGGCACCGGGUGUGGAUUCUGCUAGCAAUGACCCACAUGACCUUGGACUUCUCUGUCUGCAGCCCCCUCAGUCAAGGUUUGGGGAUCAAACUCAUGCCUAAGCCGGUGCCUCGCUCAAGACCUCGCCUGCAGCCCGAUUGGGACGCGCCUAGCAAGUUCCACUGGAGAACGGUGGGCCCUCUGUCCCGCAGGCUUUUGAACCCUAUCCCUGCACCCCAAGACAAUAAAUUAGGGAUAUGGCCAAAAGUCACAGUCCAAAAGCAUCGGAAGCCCCUGCACAAACGACCAACGCCGUGUAAGGAAUGCCGGUUGGUGUACUCGGAAAUGGAGACAGAUGAUCCGGUAAUCGCGGAAUCUCCAGCAGCUUUUUCCAGUGGGAACAGGGGAGACACAGCAAGGUUGCUACUUAGAGCCAGAAGGCAGCUCAAAUGGGAGAGCUUUGACAAGUCUCAGGAGGGCCGGACUACUACGGUGGCCGGAUUUAUUGACUGGGGACCCACAGGGACAGAUAGUAUAGAUGAGUAUGGCAAACCAGAGCCCAAAGUUAACCUGCCUACUAGGGCCUCAACGACCACAGUGGCCACAACCACUAGCACUACUACAAGGCUCUCCCAAAGGACGUUCAAUGUGGUGACUACACCAGAACCCAAGAGGCUAAGCACCACCAAGGCCACAAACAGCUUCGGGGAGACUGUCAAGCCACCAAAGCCAUAUGGGGAUACAUCAGGUUUGGCAGUUCACCAGAUAAUCACUAUCACUGUGUCUCUCAUUAUGGUCAUCGCAGCCUUGAUCACAACACUCGUCCUUAAAAACUGCUGUGCACAGUCAGGAAAUGGCCGCCACAAUAGCCAUCAGCGCAAGAUCCACCAGCAGGAAGAAAGCUGCCAAAACCUGACAGAUUUCACCCCAGCCAGAGUUCCCAGCAAGGUGGAUAUCUUCACUGCCUACAAUGACAGCAUGCAGUGCUCUCAUGAGUGCGUUCGGACUGCUGUGCCCAUCUACACUGACGAGAUGAUCCAGCAGACGCCUGUCUACAAGACUUCUUACAAUGGAAACAGGCCUUCCCCCUCUGAAAGACAACUGAUUCCUGUCGCCUUUGUGUCAGAGAAAUGGUUUGAAAUCUCAUGUUGACAAUUUAAAGGCCUUGUUCAAUUCCCUUGGGAGGAAGAGGAUUCCUGAAUUCAUGCUUUGGAUCCAAAUGGACGCAGCGGCUUCUUUUGUAAAGUAGUGUGAUCUCUCUUUGGACACUGGCGAAGAUAUUUAUUUUUCUAGAGAUGACAAACAGAGCAGUCACAGUGCAUACAGACUCCCAUAUUUCACUAUUAAGACGUAGACUAUAUACCGUAUUGGUACAUUCACAGGACGUGUGGACGAGACUGUGAAGAUCACUGAUAUCUCUAAUCAUUGAUACAUAUUUGACAUUUGACAAAGGCACCCAAAGGGGCUUCUGUGGGUGGAAGAUGAACUCGAUUUCUGAACAAUGUGCCAAUAAUGCCACUAUGUGCCACAAUCUGGAUAGAAGGAAGUUCUAAUGACAACAGAUGGACAAAACAAAGAGAGCUAUAUUAACCUUGUAUCAACAUUGUUUUUGUGUUUUUGUUUUGUUUUUUUAAGAAAUGUGAAAAUGCUACACGUAUUUGGAUAUGUAGUUUUAAGACAUUUUGGGAAAAAGGCUCAUAAAGUUAUUGAUUUAAAACUCUAAUAGACCGAGAAGAUGGAAGGAAAAAUAUAAUAUAAAGUCCCAUUUUAAAAAGAGAACAGUGCUAUUUUUUUUUUAACACUGAAAAG